Molecule: messenger RNA, 2657 nt
Organism: Anolis carolinensis (green anole)
Lineage: Eukaryota; Metazoa; Chordata; Lepidosauria; Squamata; Anolidae
Gene: mboat7
Product: membrane bound O-acyltransferase domain containing 7
Exons: 8
Coding region: 150-1565 (471 amino acids)
Biological process (GO): phosphatidylinositol biosynthetic process; lipid modification
Cellular component (GO): mitochondria-associated endoplasmic reticulum membrane contact site; membrane
Molecular function (GO): lysophospholipid acyltransferase activity
Source: RefSeq, a predicted model, not a curated record
AGGCUGGGUCCAGCCCCGGCAUGGCUUUUGCAAGAGGCUGAAACCCUCCUGCACGCAUUGCUGGGCUCCUGCCCGCUCUCUUCCGCCGAUUCCCACGAUCGGGCAAGCUACACGUGUUUGGGAAGGCUUCUCUUGAAAAGCCGGCCACAAUGUCACCUGAAGAAAUCAUCUACUUGUCUGUGCUUCUCGUCUCCAUCCCAAUUGGUUUCCUCUUCAAAAAAGGGGGACUAAAGACCAAGCAAUUUGGAGGGGCGGCUGCAGGGCUCGUGCUGACUCUGGCCACUUGCCACAUCCACACCCUCCACUCGCUCAUCACCAUCCUGGGGACGUGGCUUAUUAUCAAUAUCUCGCCAAGGGCCUGCCACUACCUGACCCUUGGGUGGACCUUUUCCUACCUGCUCUUUUUCCGCACUGUGACCUUCUUUGACUUCCCAGAGCCGACACCUUUCACCAAUGCUGUGCAGCUUUUGCUCACUCUCAAGAUGGUGAGCUUGGCCAAUGAAGUUCAAGAAUUCACUCAGGCAAAGAAGCAAGAAGUGACAUCAUUUUCCAAGUCUUCUGUGAUUGGUGUGAUUCCUAAAAUGCCCGGAUUGGUUGAGAUCCUGUGCUACAGUUUUUGCUACGUGGGGCUCAUGACAGGUCCGUUUUUCCGCUACCGGACUCAUUACGAUUGGCUCAACCAGCCUGACUCCUCCGCCAUCCCAAGCUGGCAACCGCUGCUUUCCAGGGCCAAAUAUAUACCUGUCUUCGGGGCCCUUUUCCUGGCGGUCUCCCACUUCUUCCCUCUUAAUUAUGUCCGGAGCGACGCCUUCUACGAACGAGCGCUUCCUUUCCGCCUCUUCUACAUGGUGCCCAUCUUCUUCGUCUUCCGCAUGCGCUUCUACGUGGCCUGGCUGUGCGCCGAAUGCGCCUGCAUCGCUGCUGCCUUCGGGGCGUAUCCGACUGCUGCCAAAGCGCGCUCAGGCGGGGGCCCCACUCUGGAAUAUGAGCCCCUUAGCAAAUCAGCUGACGGGGAAGCAUCUGAAGUCACCUAUGAUUACGAAACAAUCAAGAACAUUGAUCCACAUGGCACAGACUUCUGUGUCAAGGUGAAGGAUGGCAUGCGCUAUUGGAACAUGAGUGUCCAGUGGUGGUUGGCACAGUACAUCUACAAAAAUGCCCCAGUCCGUUCCUAUGUCAUGAGGAGCGCCUGGACCAUGCUUAUCUCGGCCUACUGGCAUGGGAUCCAUCCCGGCUAUUACCUCAGCUUCCUUACCAUCCCGCUGUGCCUCGCGGCCGAGGGGGCCAUGGAGAGCGGGCUCCUAAAACACCUCUCCGCUUCUCAGCGCCUCUUUGGCGACUGGGUGCAGUGGUUCCUGAAGAUGAGGGCCUACGACUACAUGUGCAUGGGUUUUGUGCUGCUCACCUUUGAGGACACCGUCCGGUACUGGAGCUCCAUCUACUUUUGCAUCCAUGGAGCGGCCCUGGCAUUCCUCCUGCUGGGGAAAGUGUUGGGCUUCAGGAGGCAGCAGGCUUCCCAGAAAGACAAAGAUGGAGCCGUGGAGAGCCUACAACACAUGGAGUGACCAGGCUGAGACAAAGAUGAUGCAAAUGCUCCCAAAAACCCUGGGGGUCAGGGAAGCAUUCAGCAUAAGACUUCCGUUGCUGAGUUUCACCAAUAAAUGUAUAGCUGGAAAAUCCAAGAAAAGCAAACCGGAACUGAGCCUCGACAUCCCUGCUCCUCCUUUGCUCCCUUAAAGCUCUCCUGACAUAAGUUGCUGUCUGAGAACUCAUUUGAAACUAGUGAAUCCUAAGGAGGAUAAAUCCAUAUAUUUCUUCAGACUUUUGGGGCUUCUAGGCUUUCUUUCUACCCUUUCUCCCCUCCCAAAAAAGUCUGUUUCCUAGCAGCCCUCUCCUUUUAAAAAUAUUUCCUUUUAUAUUUUUAAGCUUACUCCAGAUCUCGACAGCUUUACUGAGACAAACUGCCCCAUUUCCAACACUCCUUUGUUUUCAUAGGAUCUUUUAUUUAAAUUGCACAGCUGAAUCCUUGAAAUAAUGUGCUGGGUUUGGAAGUGGGACUUGGAGGCUUGCUUCUUCUGUGGUAGACCAGCUGAGGACGCCAUGGAGCCAAAAUAUGUGGAAAGGCACAACCAGAUCAGUUGUGUUUUCAGAGUUUUGCCUUGAACUGCAAAACAAUUGUGUUGCUCUUACCUCACCCAGAAUUGAUGAUACCUCCGUUGGGGUGAGGUUCUGGGAGGUAAAAAGACACUUACAAGCCUGGAUCAUGGGAUGGUGAAAAGAGGAGACAACAAGAAUAAUGUGUUACUAAUUUGCUGGACAGAUACUAAUAUGAACAUGAAGUUUUGCAAGGAAAAAACUGCUAUAUUUAAAGGCAUCAAUGUUCACUUAUGGGGAAGCGGUUUCAAGCUGUGACAUUUGAAUUUCGGACAGCAAAAUACUGUUCUAGUACGUACAGUGCUACAAAUACAUAUUUGGGGAUGUGAGUCUUGAAAAAUUGGUUUUGCAUUACAUAACUCCCAAAUUAUUGUUAAUGUAACUUGGCCUGCUUCAAGAAUAGCGUUGUUAUAUCCAAAAAUAAAAAAUACAACACAGUCUGUAAAAAUAUUUUGUGGCCUAGGCUGAUGCCUAACUGAAAAAUAAAAAGGUUUUCUUACGAA